Molecule: messenger RNA, 971 nt
Organism: Papilio polytes (common Mormon)
Lineage: Eukaryota; Metazoa; Arthropoda; Insecta; Lepidoptera; Papilionidae
Product: endocuticle structural glycoprotein SgAbd-5-like
Exons: 3
Coding region: 300-656 (118 amino acids)
Cellular component (GO): chitin-based extracellular matrix
Molecular function (GO): structural constituent of chitin-based larval cuticle
Source: RefSeq, a predicted model, not a curated record
AACGACACAUGGAAACGAAGUUUUGUUUAUAUAUUUAUUGUUUUAUAGAAAAUUAUAAUGAUUAUCAUCAUCAGCCUAUAACAGGUCCAACCGGCAUACAUCGUGAUUACCUUGCCAUAGGGAUACCUAUCACGAUUUUAGUUUAUUUUGCACAUAAUUUGCGAAAUAGGAUUAAGCCUAUAAAACGUAUGAUGAUUAAAUAACGGAAUUAUGUUGACCGUAAACUUCGAGCCGCCAAGUUGUGUUUGUUAUUUUUGAAUAUUCUUUUUGUUAAAUUAAAAAAUAACAUAAUAGUAAAAAUGUAUCGAGUUUUACUGGUUUUAACUAUAUUUGUAUUCGGGUUUGACGCUAGAAAUCUUUCGGACAUAGAAGAGAAGACCAUAGAAUAUGAAAAUGACAACGAUGGUCUUGGUAAUUAUCAUUUCAGAUUUGAAACAUCGAAAGGUAUGAUAAGAGAUGAAACAGGACGACGAGUUAAUAUUGGUCAAGCAGACGAGCACAUCGCAGUCCAAGGAUUUUAUUCGUAUAAUGACACAGAAGGAGUUUUACAGUCAGUUCAUUACAAAGCUGACAAGAAUGGUUAUGUCAUUAUAGAUCCAUUUGCGGGAGCGUUCAGGAUUUCAGAAACUAUCGUCGCAUCUUUAUUGGGAAAAUGAAAAAAUUAAUGGAGAUCUUCGAUAAAAUAGCUUCAAAUAGACAACAACAAUCAACUUUUAAAGAUUGCAGACUGAAAGGAAAUCUUGAAUUUAGCUACUUUCUUCUUUACGUUACUUCUGUAAUUUAUUAAACGUUCUUGAAUAUAAAUUAAUUAUUUAUUAAUACAUUACAAGGCAUGAUUUAGUGUAACUUUGGUUUUAACCCACGUUAACGUGAAAAUACAUGACAAAUACAUUACGUAGAAAAAAUGAAUUCAUCAACUUACCCUUAUCCCUUACGGAGGGUCGGCACAGUAUGUGCUGCUCUUCCAUACA